Molecule: messenger RNA, 1425 nt
Organism: Trichoplax adhaerens
Lineage: Eukaryota; Metazoa; Placozoa; Uniplacotomia; Trichoplacea; Trichoplacidae
Exons: 16
Coding region: 1-1164 (387 amino acids)
Biological process (GO): positive regulation of RNA polymerase II transcription preinitiation complex assembly
Cellular component (GO): proteasome regulatory particle, base subcomplex; cytosolic proteasome complex
Molecular function (GO): proteasome-activating activity; ATP hydrolysis activity; ATP binding
Source: RefSeq, a predicted model, not a curated record
AUGGAUCGUCCUAAGGUGUUGCAAAAUUAUCGAAAGAAAUUAUUACGCCAUCGUGAGCUUGAAGUCAAGCUAAAAGAUUUAAGAAUGAAAUUAAAAGAUCUUAGCAAAGAAUAUGAAAAAUCGGAAGAUAACCUUAAGGCACUUCAAAGUGUAGGACAGAUUGUUGGUGAAGUACUAAGACAGCUAGCGGAAGAAAAAUAUAUCGUUAAAGCUACCAAUGGACCAAGAUAUGUUGUUGGCGUUCGAAGAAGGAUUGAUAAAAACAAACUUAAGGCGGGUACGCGUGUGGCAUUGGACAUGACAACUCUAACAAUUAUGAGAUGUUUACCUCGAGAAGUUGAUCCUUUAGUGUAUAAUAUGUCUCAUGAAGAUCCUGGUGAUGUGUCAUUUUCUGGGAUUGGUGGUCUAAGUGAGCAAAUUCGUGAAUUGCGUGAGGUAAUAGAAUUACCUUUGCUCAACCCUGAAUUAUUUCAACGUGUUGGCAUAAAUCCUCCGAAAGGUGUACUGCUGUACGGACCACCAGGUACAGGGAAGACAUUGUUAGCUAGAGCUGUCGCAAGCCAAUUAGAUGCUAACUUUUUGAAGGUAGUUUCCAGUGCUAUAGUAGAUAAAUAUAUCGGCGAAAGUGCAAGGCUUAUUAGAGAAAUGUUCGCGUACGCACGCGAUCAUCAGCCUUGCAUUAUAUUUAUGGAUGAAAUUGAUGCCAUUGGUGGAAGACGAUUUUCUGAAGGUACUUCUGCAGAUCGUGAAAUUCAACGAACACUUAUGGAGUUAUUAAAUCAAAUGGACGGCUUCGAUGCAUUAGGACAGGUCAAAAUUAUUAUGGCCACCAAUCGCCCUGAUACUUUAGAUCCAGCCUUGUUGCGCCCUGGACGUCUUGAUAGAAAGAUCCAGAUUGCUCUUCCGAAUGAACAAGCUAGAUUAGAGAUAUUAAAGAUUCAUGCUUCUCCAAUUACCAAGCAUGGCGAAAUCGAUUAUGAAGCUGUCGUUAAAUUAGCAGAAGAAUUUAAUGGAGCUGACUUACGAAACGUUUGUACAGAAGCCGGCAUGUAUGCUAUUCGCGCAGAAAGAAAUUACGUAAUCGAUGAGGACUUCAUGAAAGCUGUACGUAAAGUAGCUGAUAACAAAAGAUUAGAAAGUAAAUUGGAAUACAAGAAAAUGUAAUUUGACACCCUUUGCGAGCAAUAGAGAAUCAGACUCUAAUAAACUCUAUGUAAAGACGAAUGGAUGGUCGUCCAAUUUUUAAUUAUUUGUAAACUGAUAUAUCUACAUUCUUUCAUUUCUUAAUUACUUUUAUUGGUUGUUAGCUAACGUUGAAGAAUAAGAAUUGUGGUUAAAAAAUUGUUAGUUGGUUAAACUUUUGCGAAAACUUCAUCGAAACUUUUAUUGUAUUAAUAAGUUAUUGAUGUGAAGCUAUAACGCGUU